Messenger RNA from Rhipicephalus microplus (southern cattle tick), 346 nucleotides. RefSeq names its product glutamate receptor ionotropic, kainate 2. NCBI's taxonomy places the organism in Eukaryota, Metazoa, Arthropoda, Arachnida, Ixodida, Ixodidae. Gene Ontology annotation, cellular component: membrane. The record is from RefSeq and is a predicted model, not a curated record. Gene Ontology annotation, molecular function: ligand-gated monoatomic ion channel activity.
AUGAUCACCAGGAACAACGAGGAGCUCCAGUUUCCCAUAGAAAAUGUUCAUGACCUGGCUGCGCAGUCCAAGAUUAAGCACGGCUGCAUGUCGUCGGGCUCAACACAGACGUUUUUCAAGGAAUCGAAACUGGAGCCGUACGAACGGAUGUGGACGGUGAUGUCGAACAAUCGCGAACACUCCCUGGCGUCAUCGACCGGCGAAGGCGUGGAGCGCGUCCGGAGAGGCGACUACGCAUUCGUGAUGGAGGCAGCAACCAUCGAGUAUCUCACAGACCGCGAUUGCCAGAGGGCUCAGAUUGGGGGCCCCCUCGACUCCAAGGGAUAUGGAUUCGCGCUGCCCCGAG